Molecule: messenger RNA, 3192 nt
Organism: Hibiscus syriacus
Lineage: Eukaryota; Viridiplantae; Streptophyta; Magnoliopsida; Malvales; Malvaceae
Product: U-box domain-containing protein 44-like
Exons: 2
Biological process (GO): cell surface receptor signaling pathway; protein ubiquitination
Molecular function (GO): protein binding; ubiquitin-protein transferase activity
Source: RefSeq, a predicted model, not a curated record
UUACCUCAUGGACUUUGGUAUUGGAUAGAGGACGUCGGCGGAGCGGUUUUACAAGAACUCUGGAACCGUGUGGCGCUUCAGACGGUGGAGCUCGCCAGGGAAACGAGGGAUGUGAUGAUCGAGAAGGACAGCUUUCGAGAGUUUUCGAGGAGUAUUUCCGAGCUGGACGUGCUUUUGGGGUCAUUAAGUGUCUGGAAAAUAGAAGCUGCCAGGGGAUCGGACUUUACCAAGGCGGCACUGGAGAAGUUGAGUGGCUUGUUACGAAAAGCUUGCAAGAUAAUCGAUGAUUAUAAGUCCGGUAGCUGUCUUCGGUUCUUGCUUCACUCUCAUUCGGUGCUUUCACAGAUGCAAGGUCUAGCUAAAGAUAUUGCCUCAACCAUUUCCUCGUUGCAGCUGGCUAAUCUUGAUAUGGCACUGAACUUGAAGAGCAUGAAUGAUGAGGUUAUUGAUAAGCUGAAUACGAUGGAGUUUCGAGUGGCGUUAGCGACCGAAACGAUUGCUGCGGAAAUAGAGAAUUCGGUAUCCCAAAGCAGUAGAAACCGAGACAAUGCUGUAAAGCUUCUGGAGAAGAUCGCCGAAGCCGUUGGUGCUGAUGCUAACGCAUCUUUGGUACAAAAUGAAUUGGCACUUCUGAAGCAGGAAAAAGAAGAGAUGGAAGUUCAAAAGAAACAAGCUGAGGCGCUUCAGCUUUCCCAAUUGAUACAGUUGUUGUAUAGUACUGAAAUCGUUUCGAGUCCACGAAGCGAGGAGACCCUGACAUAUCAUAAGCAAUACCCUAUUGGUUCCUUCAUAUGCCCCUUGUGUAAUGAGAUGAUGGUAGAUCCGGUUGCAGUCAUUUGUGGCCACAGCUUCGAACGGAAAGCGAUACGGAGAUACUUCGAGAGUGGAAAGAAGGAUUGUCCCACUUGCAAAGAAGAGCUUCAAAGUUUGGAGCUAACACAAAAUGUUAACCUUCGGUCCUCAAUAGAAGAAUGGAAGAAAAAUGAUAUGGACUGGAGAUUUCAAGCAGCAGUCUCCCGAAUCAACUCCGAUGACCAUCUGAGGAAAAACGAAGCCUUGGAUGAUAUGCAGGUUCUCGUGGAGACCCCUCAAUAUGCUGUGAGAGCUGCAAAGGAGGGGCUCAUCCCGAAGUUUGUCGAAUCACUAAAAGAUGCUAGGCUUAACGCCAUGGCAGCUGUGAAAUGCCUUUAUUGCUUAGCUAAAUACUGCCAUGAUCAUAAGCAAGAAAUUGUUGCAGCAGGAGCUGUACGCCGAAUCGUGAAGCAGAUCUAUAACGGUGAAACAGAUCCGAAUAUGAUUGGCAUCUUGUUGGAACUUUCUAAAACCGAAGCUCUCGUAGAGAAUAUAGGGAAUACCAAGGAUUGUAUUCCACUCCUGGUUUCUUUGGACAGUAAUUCGAACCCCGAUAUUGCAUCGAAAGCUCGAAGUGUAUUGGGGAAUCUUUCAUCCAACACACACUUUGUUGUGAAGAUGGCUGAAGCUGGAUACUAUCAGUCAUUUGUUGCUCGAUUCAACCAAGCAGUCGGACACCAAGAGACUCGAGCAUUGAUGGCUGCUGCAUUGGUGAAUAUGCAACUCAAAGAAAACAGCAUAAAUGACUUGAAAGACGAACAAUUUGUUCACAAUCUAGUUCACAUGCUAUCCUCCAACUCUCCGGCGUGUAAAUCUGCUUGCAUAAAAUGUGUCAAGAAGCUCAUCCAAUAUGCGAAGAUGGUAAAACAAUUCCUAUCCGACCCAGCGACUAUACCACUUGUGCUUAAUGUCAUCUCCUUCAGGUCGGAUCCUACUCUUAAACAAGAAGCUUCCGAGAUUCUAGCUCUUCUGGUAAAAGCUUGCCGGCCUCCAGAAUUUCAGAUGUACCAGGGGAUGCAGGAGCUGCAGUCCGAGCAUAAUGUUGGUCUCUUUUUGCGGCUUGUGGAAAAAUCCGAUCCUCAGUUUAAGAUUCAAUUCUUACACCUGCUGAUUGAACUUAGUAAUAAGUCGGAGACAACUCGAAGUCUGAUACGAGCUAACGCAGAUGCCAUCAACCACCUUUUCUCUUGCCUCGAUGGCAACCUGCCUUUCGUUAGAAGAUGGGCGAUGAAGCUAAUAUACUGUGUGUCUGAAGGUCAUCCCGAUGGGGUUCCACUUCCACCAUCUCCCAUAAAAGAAACUGCCAUCAACAACUUGGCAUCGAUCCUCACUUGUUCACCGGAUUUCGAAGAGAGAUCAAUUGCUGCAGGGAUUAUUAGCCAACUUCCGAAAGAUGAUAUUGAUAUCGAUGAAAUACUCCUUAGGUCGGAAACUUUAAAAGCCAUUCAUGAAGUGAUUUGCAGUUCAGAUGAAGAAUUCGGUGGGAUCGGAGCGCCCAAUAACCAGGACAAAUCUCUACUUGAAAAUGCUCUGGCUGCACUUCUACGCUACACAGAACCCUCGAAGCCUGAACUUCGGAGGCAAGUGGGACAGCUCGAGUUAUAUCCAUCCUUAGUUCGAGUGCUUUCUACCGGCAACUCACUGGCCAAGCAACGAGCAGCCAUUGCUCUCGCACACCUGUCCCGUUCCACCAGCUUGUCAGGCUCUGGUUCAAGCAUCAGGGUAAGGCAAAAGAAUUCAAUAUCACCGUUUAACAUGGCGAAUCUCUUCCCUAACAUGUCCUGGUGCUGCUCGGCCUCGGGGGACAGAGAAAUCUCAUGUCCUAUCCACGGUGUCGUGUGUUCACAAAGACAUACAUUCUGCCUCAUCAAGGCCGAUGCUGUGAAGCCCCUAUUGCAAACUUUGAGCGACACAAACUCGGGUGUCGCGGAGGCCGCCCUAAUGGCUCUCGAAACACUGCUAGAAGAUCACAACACAUUGUCACAUGCAACCGCCGCCAUCGUAGAGAGCCAAGGUGUCGAGGCAAUCCUUCAGGUCCUGGAGAAGGGAUCCUUACCUGCCAAAACAAAAGCAUUGGACUUAUUCCAGCAGAUCCUAAACCACUCUCGAAUUAGCCAACAAUUGUUUCAGAGGUCCGAGGGAAUCCUCAUCCAACUGCUUAAUGAGGACGCGAUUCGGAAGAAAGUAGCUCUAGUGCUUAAGCAGAUGAAGGUUCUCCCCGAGCAAUCAUCGUAUUUCUGAAUGGUUUUGAAGUCCAUUUAUUCAGAACUUGUACAGUAUCUGUAAUUGAUUCUUCCCCGAAUGCAACCCGAGAACAAGCCUGUUCAUUUUUUUUUUUCA